Epinephelus fuscoguttatus (brown-marbled grouper) is the source of this 1009-nucleotide messenger RNA. RefSeq names its product angiopoietin like 8 (gene angptl8). The transcript has 4 exons. Lineage: Eukaryota; Metazoa; Chordata; Actinopteri; Perciformes; Serranidae. Gene Ontology annotation, biological process: triglyceride homeostasis; regulation of lipid metabolic process. Bases 181 to 759 code for a protein of 192 amino acids. The record is from RefSeq and is a predicted model, not a curated record.
UGCUGAUAUCUGCACAGCUGCGAUAGACAAAUACAUGUUAUAGCGUUUCUUUCUCAUUUUUGAGCUUUUACAUAACGCCAGCUUUUUCCUUAACUGGCUGGGAAGAAAAUCACAAACUUUUGAACAGCUGAGUGAAACAGACAACUAGACUACAGUUUGUAAACAACAGAUAUUUUGAAGAUGAUCUGGGGUCUGUGCCUGCUUUGUCUGGCUGGGGGUUUAGGAGCAGCCCAUGUGGGUCCACUCAGGAAAACAGGCAAGACGGAAGACAACACUGUGCAACAGGAAGACGUCAAUGUACUCAUGUUUGGUAUCAUACAGUUCAGCGAAUCCUUGAAAUAUGCUUUUGAAACCACUGAGGCAAAGAUAGCUAAAAUCAGCCAGACUCUGAUAAGCCAUGAGGGGACUCUGCAAAAGCUGGGAGAGGAGACUGAGCAGGCCGCGGAAGAGGAGAAACAGAUGAAAGAAAUGAUACAGUUGCUACAGGCCCAGAUGGCCAAGCAACAGGCUGAGACCAAGAUGACUAAAGAUUGGCUGGCCGGCAUGGAGCAGGAAGAGGUGGCGCUGAGAACAAAAGUGAAGAAGUUGGAGACAUACGUCAACACCAGCAGCAGCAUCAAAGAGCUGCAGGAGAGAGCAGAGGAGCAUUCCUACGUCUUGAAAAGUUUACAGCAUUUGACCCAGUUCCAUAAAGAGAAUAUUGAGACACUGAAUGAGCAACUCUCAAAACUGCAGGAGAUGAGUGAAAAUAUGACAUAAUUUAUACGAGAUUCACCGGUGAAGUCUCCCAGUCCACCCAGAUCUCAACUCUGUAACGUCACUGCACUCCCUUCAAACCCUGCAAUGUGUGAUAUAGAUCUACUGUAUGCCCAGAACAUAGUUUUUGUUAGUGCUCUUCUGAUUAUGUGCUUGUUGUUUCUUAUCUGCGUCUCAUAUUUUUGUGAUUUUUUUGUCUUCUGUUUGUCUUGACUUUGAUGUAGUUUGUAAACUUUGAGCUGUAGUUAUUAAA